Molecule: messenger RNA, 2656 nt
Organism: Macadamia integrifolia
Lineage: Eukaryota; Viridiplantae; Streptophyta; Magnoliopsida; Proteales; Proteaceae
Product: protein CNGC15b
Exons: 8
Coding region: 336-2477 (713 amino acids)
Biological process (GO): transmembrane transport; monoatomic ion transport
Cellular component (GO): membrane
Molecular function (GO): monoatomic ion channel activity
Source: RefSeq, a predicted model, not a curated record
CUUUCGCCGCUUCACUUGUCAGGAGUCUCAGGACUCAGGAGAUUCAUCGAGUCCUACACUCCUAACUCCAACAGAAAAGAGAUUGGUUACUGGUUAGAGAUGAUCCAUAUUCCUGGGGUAGGGACACAACUAUGUCUGUUCCUGAUGAUAAAAAGCUAAUAGAAGAAGGUCCCCUUAUUUCUUGUGGCUGACUGCUCAAAUCCCAUCGUUUUCUGGUGGUUCAUGAAUCUGUAUCUGUGGAGCUCUGCCUUUCUUUUAUAUCAGAAGAAGAGGAUGUUCUAUCAAAUCCACUGACGAAAGGCACAUUUUGGAGAAGCUUACUCAGAGGAAGUGCCAUGGCUUAUGGUAAUUCUAGAUCAAUAAGAUUUCAAGAUUAUCUCAAAGAAGAAAAAUUCACAACCAAUGGAGAUAGUGGGAUUAAACUCAUGUACAAGAUUGAUUGGGCACAGAUAUCGGAACCAAGCUCUGAGAAAGUUGAUAGGAAUGCACCUGAGAAAACUGGGAGGUCCUUGAAAUCUAAAGUGUUGUCGAGAGUGUUCUCUGAGGACUAUGAGAAAGUAAAGAAGAAGAUAUUGGAUCCUCGAGGACCUGUGAUACAUAAAUGGAAUAAGAUUUUCUUGGUAGCAUGUUUGAUUUCUCUUUUUGUGGACCCUCUGUUAUCUUACUUACCGGGGGUUCAGGAAGAGAAGGUGUGCAUAGGUAUAGGGAUACCCCUUGAAGUAGCACUUACUAUUGUACGAUUGAUAGCAGACAUGUUUUAUUUCAUUCAGAUUUUUGUCCGACUUCGAACAGCUUACAUUGCUCCUUCCUCUCGUGUAUUUGGGAGAGGGGAGCUUGUUAUAGACCCUUCAAAGAUUGCCUCGAGGUACCUUGCCAGGGGCUUCUGGAUUGACCUUCUGGCUGCACUACCCCUUCCACAGGUGUUAAUUUGGGUGGUACUCCCCAAUCUAAAUGGUUCAACAAUGACCAAUACUAAAAAUGUGCUUCGCUUCAUCAUUAUCUUCCAAUACCUCCCAAGACUAUUUCUUAUAUUUCCACUAUCAUCACAAAUUGUCAAGUCCACUGGGGUUGUGACAGAGACAGCAUGGGCUGGGGCGGCUUAUAACCUGAUGCUCUAUAUGUUGGCAAGCCAUUUAUUAGGAGCCUGCUGGUACCUUCUAUCAAUUGAGCGACAAGAAGCAUGCUGGAGAAAGGUCUGCAGUCUUCAGAACUCAUCUUGUAAAUAUAGUUUCUUUGACUGCAAUGUGAAGGACAACCUUAAUAGGGUCAACUGGUUCGAGUCAAGCAACAUCACAAAUCUAUGUAAUCCAAGCAAUGGCUUCUUUGAGUUUGGUAUCUAUGCAGAUGCAGUGACCUCUGGAGUUACCUCCUCGUCGUUCUUCAGCAAAUACUUCUACUGUCUGUGGUGGGGUCUAAGAAACUUGAGUUCUUUAGGACAGAAUCUCUUAACAAGCACUUAUGUUGGAGAAAUAAGUUUUGCUAUCAUUAUUGCAAUUCUUGGUUUGGUGCUUUUUGCAUUGCUCAUCGGGAAUAUGCAGACAUAUCUCCAAUCCACUACCAUCCGAUUGGAAGAGUGGAGAAUCAGGAGAACAGAUACAGAGCAAUGGAUGCGUCACAGGCAGCUACCACAAGAAUUGAGGCAGUGUGUACGAAGAUAUGAACAGUACAAGUGGAUUGCAACACGAGGAGUUGAUGAAGAAGCCCUUCUCAAAGGUCUCCCAUUGGAUCUCCGAAGAGACAUCAAGCGCCACCUCUGCUUGGAUCUUGUUCGACGAGUUCCACUGUUUGACCAAAUGGAUGAGCGGACGUUGGAUGCUAUAUGUGAGAGACUCAAGCCUGCUCUUUGCACCCAAGGGACAUGCCUAGUGCGUGAGGGUGACCCUGUCAAUGAAAUGCUCUUCAUCAUCCGAGGUCACCUAGACUCUUACACUACCAAUGGUGGACGCACUGGUUUCUUCAAUUCAUGUCUCAUUGGCCCCGGUGACUUCUGUGGUGAGGAACUACUGACGUGGGCGCUGGACCCAAGUCCGAGCGUCAACCUCCCAUCAUCCACUAGGACGGUAAAGGCGAUUUCUGAGGUUGAGACAUUUGCACUCAUUGCCGAUGAUUUGAGGUUUGUUGCUUCACAAUUUCGAAGACUACAUAGCAAGCAACUGAGACAUAAGUUCCGGUUCUAUUCACACCAUUGGCGUACAUGGGCUGUAUGUUUCAUACAAGCAGCAUGGUGGUCGUUUAAGAAGCGGAAAGAAGCAGCUGAACUCAGAGCUAGGGAGUGCCCCAUUGCCAUCUCAACUGAGCCAGCAUUUGAACAAAUGAAUGUGUCCAUGCCCCAGGCAGGCACAGGUUUAGCGAUGUAUGCAGCACGGCUAGCGGCAAGCACUGGGAGAGGAGGAGGCAAGCAAUGUGGGUCAGAUUCUGUUGUUGUUAGUUCAUUGCAGAAACCAGCAGAGCCUGAUUUUAUGGCAGAGGAGGAAUGAAAGUGAAGCAAUUGUGUGCUAAAACUAGGCAACUGGCUUGCCUCUUUGAGAAUAUUAGUCUUUUCUCCUUUCUAUUUUUGGGUAACCUCUGGGCAUAGUGUGUGAAUGGUGUGCAUACUAAUGAGCUUUCUAUAGGUGAUUUAUUUAUUUAAUACAACAGGAAAAUAUAUUUAUUGCUA